AUGGCAUUUGGAAAAGUACCAGGAGAAGUGGCUGGUGUCAAAGAGGAACACAGGACUCCAACCUCCUCCAGCAUCAUGCUACAACAAAAACAGUUCCAGUGCACCAUCUGUCAGGAAGUGCUCACCGACCCGGUGACCACUCCCUGCGGACACAACUUCUGCCGGGCCUGCAUCCAGAGCUUCUGGAACAGCAGCAACGUCUGCCGCUGCCCCACCUGCGACAAGACUUUCACCUCCAGACCAGAAAUCAGCAUCAACGCUGCCUUCAAGGAGCUGGCGGACGCGUUCAGACAAACCGUCGUCCCCUCCUCCGCCUCGCUGCUGUCUGCAGCCGACGCGGGCGAUGUCGUGUGCGACGUGUGCGCCACGGCGUCGCAGCGCGUGAAGGCCCUGAAGUCCUGCCUGGUGUGUCUGACGUCGUACUGCGAGGCCCACCUGGAGCCCCACAGGAGGGUGGCCACCCUGAAGCUGCACAAGCAGAUGGAGCCGGUGAAGAACCUGCAGGACAGGAUGUGCAAGAAGCACGAGAGGCUCCUGGAGAUGUUCUGCAGGGUCGAACAGGCGUGCGUGUGCCAGUUCUGCACCGAGACGGAGCACAAAGGUCACCAGGUCGUCACCAUCGAGGAGGAGGGUGGAGAGAGGAAGGUCCAAGUGAAGCAGACUGAGGCAGAUUUUCAAAACCUGGCUGAGGAGCGACAGAAGAAAGUGGAGGAGAUCAGAAACUGUCUGAAGCUCAGCAAACUGAGCGCAGAGAAGGAGAAGACAACCAGCAACCGUCUCUUUGCGUCUCUGAUCCACUCCGUCUCAGAGAGACAGGCUGAGGUCAACACAGCGAUCGAGGAGAAGCAGAGAGCAGAAGAGGUGAGAGCCGAGGAGCUGAUCAGAGAGCUGCAGCUGGAGACCACCGAGCUGCAGAGGAGAAGGACCGAGCUGAAGGAGCUGGAGACCUCCGAGGACCACUUGCACCUCCUCCAGAGACUGCCCUCGCUCAUCUCACCGCCUCCCACCCGAGAAUGGACAGAAAUCAGCAUCUACCCGGAGCUCUGUGUGGGGACAGUGAGGACAGCAAUGUCCAAACUGCACUGUACAGUACAGACUGAGCUGGACAAUUUGAGGAAAGAAGAGAUAAGGAGGAUGCAGAAAUACGCAGUGGACGUGGUUCUGGAUCCAGAUACGGCCCAUCCGAACAUUGUCCUGUCAGCUGAUGGGAAGCAAGCGGGUCGAGGGGAGCUGCUGAACCUUGUUCCUGACAACCCCAAACGCUUCGACCCCGUCAUCUGCGUUCUGGGCAAGAAGAGCUACCGGUUUGGGAGGUUCUACUUUCAGGUUGGAGUUGGGAACAAGACCUUCUGGGACCUGGGCGUGGUCAAAGAGUCAGUCACCAGGAAGGGCAUGAUCACCUCCACGCCAGAGCACGGCUUCUGGACGGUGCGUUUGAGGAACGGCAGCGAGUAUCGAGCUCUGGACUCGCCCUCCGUAUUUCUUCCUCUUCGGACAAAGCCAAAGAUUGUGGGGGUGUUUGUGGACUACGAGGAAGGAACGGUUUCGUUCUUCGAUGUGGGGACUGGAUCUCACAUCUACACUUUUACACGGUGUUUGUUCUCUGAGAGGAUUUUCCCCUUCUUCUGUCCAGGAGUUUUGGAUGAAGGGAAGAACACUGACCCACUGGUUAUUAAAGACGUCAAUUAGAAAACCUGAGUAGCUUUUAACUGGGAUUUCAAACAGAGAGCAGGUUUUAAAGAUAAUGACAUGUAUUUAUGUGCAACAAAUGACAAUUAAAAAUAUCUAGUAUAGAGGGUGGGUCAAAAGACUUUUAUUUCGAAAGGAAAAGGGGAAAUUAAAUAUCUGAAAACUCCGGCAUGUAAAAGUGAGGCGGUCUAUCUUUUUAGACCAGAAGUGUCAAACUCAUUUUCACUGAGGGCCCUGUACAUGAGCAUUAUGGUGACCCUCAAAUGUCCUGCUGUAAUUAACUUAAACUAAACACAAAAACUUCCUGUUCCUCGUCUCGUUUCUC
Austrofundulus limnaeus is the source of this 2014-nucleotide messenger RNA. Its product is annotated as E3 ubiquitin-protein ligase TRIM39. Bases 1 to 1689 code for a protein of 562 amino acids. The transcript is spliced from 8 exons. Gene Ontology annotation, molecular function: protein binding; zinc ion binding. Lineage: Eukaryota; Metazoa; Chordata; Actinopteri; Cyprinodontiformes; Rivulidae. The record is from RefSeq and is a predicted model, not a curated record.